CCAUACCUAUAUAUUUAUUUAUGUGCGACAGUGUGUCCAAUAAAACAUUGCUAAACACAAUGCUAAAGAGAAAUAUGGGUGGGCCAAUAAUAAUUCUCGUCUUUUGUGUAGCUUUAGUUAGCGCACAAGAAGACUUUACUUGCGAUAAAAAUAAUAAAAAUGCAGUUACAUACUUUAAUACAGCAUUGAAUUGUCCGGAAAACACAAUUUGCAAUGAUAGAUAUAAAUUGCUGAAUCGCGAGACUAAACCACGACCUUGCCUCGCUCCUUCCGACAUUUGCGAAUAUUCAUGUGGCAAAAACACGUCACUUGUAACAAUCAAUACUAUCAAUUUUGAAUGUGGUGCUGGACAAGUUUGCAAUAAAGAAAAACUGUCCUGUGAAGUUUGCAUCUGUGCAAGAGAUGCGUAUACAUGCACUGCUAAUGGCAAUGUUAAACUUACGGUUAAUGGAUAUGAAUUUUCGUGUGGAACAGGAUCUUCUUGUAAUAAAAAUUAUGAAGCACCUUGUGGAAUGUGCAUUAAAGAUGUAAACGAAGGUAAUGACGAUGAUGAUGAUAGCAAUGAACUUGGGGGCUCGUCAACGCCAGGCGAUGACGAUGAAAACAAGAGCGAAACGGCCAGUGCUGGUUUUAGCACUACCAGCGACCAGGGCGAGAUUUCUACGGCGUCCCCAAUCGCACCCGUAGAAUAAACCGGCCAAGUGCGAGUCGGCGCCCUUUAAAGUCCGGCGCCCCUGGGUGGUCGCUCAACCGCACCAGGCCCUAACGCCGGUACUGGAAACUGGUGUCGAAGGAAUCUUUUUAUAAGAAACUCUUUACAAAAUGUACAUUAAUUCACAAUAAAUCGGAAUUCACCCUAUAAAA
This is a messenger RNA of Dalotia coriaria, 864 nucleotides long. RefSeq lists its product as uncharacterized. Bases 21 to 692 code for a protein of 223 amino acids. The record is from RefSeq and is a predicted model, not a curated record. Lineage: Eukaryota; Metazoa; Arthropoda; Insecta; Coleoptera; Staphylinidae. The transcript has 5 exons.